CGAAGUUUGAAAGAACCAGUGCCACGACUACUUUUCAAGAAAAUGAUUAAUUUGCCCGCCAUUGGAAAAGCCUCUUAAAAACCCUAUUGUUCCCAUCCGCUCUUAUCGUCUUAUUACAAUAUUAAGUCUCUUAAAAAAACCCGUUCCCUCUCUCUUCCUCAUUUAAAUUUCCUUCAGUCUUUGUCCAACCAACAAAAUCAAUUCAGUUCAACUCAGCUAGCUCUUCCUCCUCCGUUCGGUUCCCCAGACACAGUAAGAAAAAUCCCUAGAACUUUCUCUGUGUUUCUUGAAACAAAGUUUGAAUCCAACACAAUCCACUCUGGAUUCCUGAUUCUAGGGUUUUCGUUUCAGCAUCGACAUGUCCUGUGAGGACGAAGUUGUUAUGCGCGAUGUCGCCAAUGCGGGGCUUGUUGUCAGCGAUCGCAUUGGCGGUGAAGCUGCUGCUCAGCUCGACGUUGAAGAUGCCCUAGAAGCGUCUAGAUACGCUAGCCACCCCUAUUCUACUCACCCUAGAGAGUGGCUGCCUCUGGUUGAGGUGGUGGAUUCAUUGGACUUGCCUACAGCACUUGUUCAAAGAUAUAAUGCAGCUGGUGGAGAAGGAAAUGCUUUAUGUGGAAUAUUUCCGGAGAUACGGAGAGCAUGGGCAUCGGUUGAUAAUUCCUUGUUCCUUUGGCGUUUUGACAAAUGGGAUGGCCAAUGUCCUGAAUACACUAGAAAGGAACAAGUUAUUUGUGCGGUUGGUCUUGCCAAAUCUAGACCCGAAAUUUUUGUUGAAGCUAUCCAAUACCUUAUUAUUUUAGCAAUGCCAGUCGAGUUGAUGCUUAUUGGUGUAUGCCGUUCUGGAGGAGGUGAUGGUACAGAUCCUUAUGCAGAGAUUUCAAUGCAGCCUUUGCCAGAGUAUACAGUACCAUCAGAUGGAGUUACCAUGACUUGUAUAACAUGUACUGAUUAGGGGUGUAUUUUCCCGGCAGGCCGUGAUGGCCACAUCUAUGAGUUGCAUUACACAACUGGCUCAGGUUGGUACAAGCGCUGCCGUAAAGUAUGCCUCACUGUUGGUGUUGGAAAUGUGAUUUCAAGGUUUUUGUUAUGUGGCCAAGCGGAGAAGGUCCACUAAAGAAAGUGGCUGAAGAAAGGAAUAUUUUCAAUCAAUGGGAUACACAUUAUGGAGGUAGACAAUCAACAAGACCAAGAGCCUCGAAUCGAUCAACAAAGGCA
Molecule: messenger RNA, 1215 nt
Organism: Mangifera indica (mango)
Lineage: Eukaryota; Viridiplantae; Streptophyta; Magnoliopsida; Sapindales; Anacardiaceae
Product: nuclear pore complex protein NUP155-like
Exons: 5
Coding region: 359-952 (197 amino acids)
Biological process (GO): transcription-dependent tethering of RNA polymerase II gene DNA at nuclear periphery; RNA export from nucleus; protein localization to nuclear inner membrane
Cellular component (GO): nuclear pore; nuclear pore inner ring
Molecular function (GO): structural constituent of nuclear pore
Source: RefSeq, a predicted model, not a curated record